Molecule: messenger RNA, 3858 nt
Organism: Calliphora vicina (urban bluebottle blowfly)
Lineage: Eukaryota; Metazoa; Arthropoda; Insecta; Diptera; Calliphoridae
Product: BOS complex subunit NOMO1
Exons: 7
Coding region: 19-3621 (1200 amino acids)
Cellular component (GO): endoplasmic reticulum membrane
Molecular function (GO): carbohydrate binding
Source: RefSeq, a predicted model, not a curated record
CAUUAGUUGGCAGCAAAAAUGAGGGUUCUCGGGAAUGUAUUCGUAGUUUUAUUAAUUAAAUUAUUAACUUUAAUUGAAAAUGUACAAUUAAAUGAAGUAAUAGGAUGUGGUGGUUUUAUAAAAAGCCAUGCCGAUAUAGAUUUCUCCAAAGUUGAAGUGAAAUUAUUAACGAAGCAAGGAGCUUUGAAAGAUAAAACCGAUUGUUCACCCUCAAAUGGUUAUUAUUUUUUGCCUAUUUAUGACAAGGGUGAAUAUUUGUUAAAAAUUUCGCCACCUCCCGGUUGGAGUUUUGAGCCCGAAGAGGUGAAAUUGAAUUUCAAUGGCCAAUCUGACAUUUGCAGUCUGGGAAAAGAUGUGAACUUUGUAUUCAAAGGCUUUGGUAUCACUGGUAAAGUGGCUUUAGGAAAUGGUGGUGCAAAAGGCGUUAAGGUCGAAUUAAAAUCUGAAGAUGGCAAAGAUGUUAGGCACACCGUGACCGAUGUUAAUGGUAUAUUUUCGUUUACACCUAUAAUACCGGGCAAAUAUAUUGUUAAAGCGACACAUGCCCAAUGGUAUUUCGAAAAGGACGAAUAUACUGUCCUAGUUGAAGGUGGUAACACCGUUUUGCCAGAGAAUUCCUUAGUUGUGUCUGGAUUUGAUGUUACUGGACGUUUUGAAACAUCCGGACAAUUGAACUCGGGUGUGGGUAUAGCUUUGUUUGAAAGCAAAUCGAAUUCGAAGCCUUUGAGAUGUAGCAAAAAAGAUCUUAAAACCACUGUUACCAACACUGUAUCCAGCUACGAAGCUGCUCCCUCCUGUUAUGCUCAAGUUGACAAAAAUGGAGAUUAUAUGUUCAAAGAUGUAGCUCCCGGAAAGUAUUUGGUACAACCGGUCAUUGAAGAUGCUAAUUUAAAAUUAAAUAUCAAACCCUUGCAUGUUGAAUUUGAAGUUGGCAAAGAUACUCUAGAGCUUAAACAGGAAUUUAAGAUAAGUGGUUUUAGCGUUACGGGUCAAGUAUUGGAUGGACCUCAAGGUUCUCCCAUAGCUAAGGCUAUUGUGAAAUUAAAUGGUCAUAAAGAGGUUGUUACGGAUAAGCAGGGUUCAUUUGUGUUGGACAAUGUUAAUGCUGGUACAUUCGCUCUACAAGUAGAAGCUGACAAAUAUGAAUUUGUCGAACAACGAGUUAAACUGCAACUGACAGUACCAUCAUUGCCAGCUGUAACACCUUCAGCGUAUGAAGUUUGCGGCAAAGUAGUCGCCAAAAAAUCAUACAAAGUUGGUAUAACUAAACAUGGUUCUACGUUCCACACCACCGCCAAUACCAAUGCUGAAUCAGGAGUAUGGUGUGCCUAUUUACCUAGCGGCAAAUUUAGCAUUGAAGUUUUGACUACCGACAGUGACAAGUCAAAUGGUGUACAAUUCUUCCCCGUACAACAAGCGAUCGAAGUUAACUCUCAACCUUUAAAGGAUAUAGUAUUUUCACAACUCAGAGCUACCUUACAAGGCAAAUUACAUUGUUUACCAGACGCUCCCGUAGCUGCUUGCCUUAACACUGAAGUUACUUUACACAACUUGGACGCUAAUGGCCAAUUGACUGGUCAGAAACAAACAACCACAGCAGAAGGAGGAAAAUACAGCUUUAAAAAUGUUUUACCCGGACCAUAUGAAAUUACUGUGCCCCAAUCUAAUUUGUGCUUCGAUUCCACGCGUGUGCUUAUCAAUGUGGCUUCUGUCUCUGAAACCGCCCCCGAUUUUGUACAACACGGUUAUGAAGUCAACAUUAUUUCAAGUCAUAGAGUUAUAAUGAAAUAUUCCCAUAGUUCUGCCAGCAGCUCGGAAUCGUUUAAACUACUUUCUGGAGUUAAUACAUUCUGCGUACCGAAAUUCGGCUCAUAUUCGAUCAAGUUAGAAGGCUGUCAUUUAUAUAACGACGAGGAAUUGCCCUCAACUUUCGAUACAUCUAACACUAAUCCUAUCAUCAUAAAUGCCAAGGCGCAUAAAGUGGGUGUCCGUGUAUUAUCACCCGAUCCAAGUGUGGAUUCUUUACAGCUUUCAAUUGAAUCUACCACUUUGGGCAAACAACUUGUUACACCUGCUUCUGAAUCGCACAAAGUAGAUGGCAAAUAUGCCUACCGUUUUGAGACACAUCUGAAACCUGAAGAAGUAUUACGCAUUACACCUAAAAGUGAUAUUUUACUCUUCGAGCCAUCUACUAAGGAAAUUGUUGGCACCAACGAUUGUGUUGAUGUGGCCUUUAAUUUCAUCGCCUCUAAAGGUUUAAUUUUGCGCGGUAAAGUUGUGCCUGCCAUUAAAGAUGCCAAGAUCACUUUAUCAUUUCCCAAAAACCCUGAAUUGACUUCCGAGACCAGUGUCACUUCUGUUAGUGGUGAAUUUAAAUUCGGUCCUAUUAACGAUAAAUUGUAUUACGAACUUAAAGGCGAAAAAGAAUCAUAUGUAUUCUCAGACUAUAAUCCUUCAUCAAAUUCCUUUAGUGUCCACAAACUAUGCGAGAUCAUUGUUAAAGUUAAAGAUGAAACAGGCAAAGAUUUAAGUGGUGUUUUGGUGUCUUUGAGUGGCUCGGAAAGUUAUCGUAAAAAUUUAAUCACCUCCGAUGAUGGUUCGAUAAACUUCCACUCAUUAUCGCCCUCUCAGUAUUUCUUAAGACCUAUGUUAAAAGAAUUUAAAUUUGAGCCAAAUUCAAAAAUGGUCGACUUGAAGGAUGGCGAAACUUUCGAAAUCGAAAUGAUUGGCAAACGUGUGGCAUAUUCCGUUUUUGGCACUGUUACUUCCCUAAAUGGUGAACCUUUUGCCCAGGUCAAUAUCGAAGCUACAGCAAGUGAAAAAUGCUCUCACCACCAAGAGGAGGCAAUUACAGAAAAUAAUGGCAAAUAUCGUUUGAGAGGCUUAAAUCCAGGUUGUGAAUAUACCGUACGCGUCAAGGAUGCAGGCGUUUCAGGAAAUAAUGUUGAUCGUUCCAUACCAGUGCAACGCAUUGUAGAAAUUGCCACUCAAGAUGUUCAAAAUGUGAAUUUCUUGGCAAUUUCUCCUUUAAAAAUUGUCGAUGUAACAGCUCGUAUUACCGCAGCCUCUAAUGAUUUCUACAAAACUUUAAGAUUGGUAAUGUAUCGUAAGGGCUCAUACGAUUCGCCUGUUUAUUCUCAGCGCUUGGAAACCCCACUCAAUCCCAAGGCACGUUCUAAUCCUGGAAUUAUGGUAUUUUUGCCACGCAUACCUUUGGAUGGCAAAACCUAUAUUGUGGAAUUGCGAUCUUCGUUGUCGGACAAGACCUACUCAUACACUGUUCCCUCCCAACAGUUUGUGGCUGAUACUGGUUCGGUUUUCGUUGAACUAGAUUUUACGCCCGAUGUAAAAUCAUAUGAAACGGAUCUUAAUCAAAAUUCAAUAUCCGCCUUGAUUCUAUUGGCUUUGGUUUCUAUAGCGUUUUUCAAGCAGGACAUCGCCGUGGGUUUUCUAGAUUUCGUUUGGUCGAAGAUCAGUGCUAUUGCCGAUGAUUUCGCUCAGAAGCAGAAAAACCAAGCCAAAAACAAUGUCAGAAAGGUCGAACCGAUCAAUCAAAAGGAAAUCGAACAAAUGGCCGAGCAAAUCAAUAACAUUAAAAAGAAAAAGACUAAAAAAAUCUAAAAAGAAAAUGAAUUUAACUUAACAAAUUUAAAAAUAUAAUCUCUUGAUAUUCGAGAGAUUUGUAAUUAAUUGAUUUUUUAGCUUUAUUAAUAAAACAAUUUGUGUUUCGUGGGUAUUUUUUCUUUAUGUUUAAAAAUAUUUAAAAAACAUUUUACAAAUCGAAAAAUUAAUUUAAAAUAAAUAAAUAAAUAGAAAAAUGUUUAAACAUACAUUUGUGUAUGUUUAAUUAAAUAAAAA